Micropterus dolomieu (smallmouth bass) is the source of this 1821-nucleotide messenger RNA. It is a transcript of the gene arl4aa, whose product is annotated as ADP-ribosylation factor-like 4aa. Gene Ontology annotation, cellular component: cytoplasm. Gene Ontology annotation, biological process: vesicle-mediated transport; intracellular protein transport. NCBI's taxonomy places the organism in Eukaryota, Metazoa, Chordata, Actinopteri, Centrarchiformes, Centrarchidae. Bases 471 to 1073 code for a protein of 200 amino acids. The record is from RefSeq and is a predicted model, not a curated record. The transcript is spliced from 2 exons. Gene Ontology annotation, molecular function: GTPase activity; GTP binding.
UAGCGUGACAGACAGACGGAGCAACAGGUGAUCCUGGUUCCCGGGCAGGCGCGCGAUUGACAGCCGUGUCGGCCAAUCAGCAGACAGAAAAGAGAGGCCACGCACCAAUCGUAUGCGCCCUCAGUGUUCGUGUGGGCGUUGAUACAGACUGACAGCAGUGUCAUCAGCGGUAGAUCCACACUGGGACAACGAGGACAGACAGGGAGGGUUGGUCUGUUUCUGGGGAAGGAUUUUUCCGUCGUCGUUACAUACCUACGAAUUGGAAAUAUACCGUGAGUUGAAUUUCAGGUUGUUUAGGCGUCGGAGAGGACCGUGUUUCUGUUCAGGGAGGAUUAGAAUGAAUGUUUUCUCUACGGAUGGCUCAGACUGAUAAUUGCUACAGUCAGUGUGGAAUAUCAGCAGCUCUCAGGAUUAUUGCUGGACAAUUGGAUCAAAUCUCCCAAAUCACCAAUCCUCCCUCAUGAGGAAAGAUGGGGAACGGAUUGUCAGAGCAACCUAGCUUCUUCUCAGGCAUCUCGUUCUUCCAGUCUUUUCACAUCGCCAUCCUCGGGCUGGACUCCGCUGGGAAGACCACCGUUCUGUACAGACUGCAAUUUAAUGAGUUUGUGAACACGGUGCCCACCAAAGGUUUUAAUGCAGAGAAGGUCAAGCUGUCUCUGGGCGGCCACAGGACUGGGACGUUCCACUUCUGGGAUGUAGGUGGCCAGGAGAAGCUACGCCCCCUGUGGAAGUCGUACACGCGUUGCACGGACGGCAUCAUAUUUGUGGUGGACUCUGUGGAUGCAGAGCGCAUGGAGGAGGCCAAAACGGAGCUCCAUAAAAUUGCCAAGACCUCUGAAAAUCAGGGGGUGCCCCUGCUGGUGGUAGCCAACAAACAGGACUUGAGGCACUCUUUGGGACUUGCUGAAAUUGAGAAGUUGCUGGCGUUGAAAGAACUCGGCCCUGCAACUCCCUGGCACCUUCAGCCAGCCUGCGCUAUCAUAGGAGACGGACUCAGGGAGGGCCUGGAGAGACUCCAUGAUAUGGUUCUUAAAAGGAGAAAGGCACUCCGGCAGCAGAAGAAAAAGAGAUAAACUUCUCAUGAUAAUGACUUGUCUACUGUUAUAUGUGAAGGAAACAAAGGAUAUUCUCAUGGGUGGACACAGGCAUACAUUGCAGGCCCAGAUUCAGCAUACUGAGUUUUAUCAGUCCAAAACUUGAGAUUCACUGUCUUGGUCUUGUGAUAAUGAUGCUGUUGAUCAGGAAGUGACACAUAAAGGAAUACAGUAUGAAGAUGAGAAAGUUUCAGACAUGUGUGGAUAUGUUAGAGAGUUUAUUUGGAUUAAAAAGCACUGAGGGUUUGGGGUCUGGAAGGGUGAUAGAAGUUAAGGAUGCUGUAUGUUUCACAAAUGGCUCAUGGCUGUUCCAGACAAUAUUACCAAAAAUAAUUUAAGAAAAGGCUUUGACAAGUUGAAGGGUUAUUUGGUAAAUGAUAAAAUUGUUACAACAGAGGAGCAAAAUACAUCAGUUUUAUUAUUCUGUUAUAUAUGUUAUUAUAAUUUGUUAAUUUUUUUACACUGGACUUAGUUUAACAAAAGUAUUAUCUUGUAUUAUCGCAUUAUUAUCAAUUUGUUUGCAAGCUUACAUCUCUUGUUUUUUAAAAGCACUUUAGAUUAUCACUUCGAAUGAAGUUUACACUUUUUAAAUAGAGCAUAUUGUGUUGGAUUUUACAGAAAUGUUUGCGCAAAAUACAACAGAUGCUACUGUAGUUGGUCCAUAAUGACCACAUUGUCAUUAGACAGUGUAUGCAUUAUGUUUUGCUUAAUAAAACGUUUACAGCAA